AUGCACUUUGAACUAACGGUAGAUUUGACAUAUCGAGCCGUCUCCAUCAAAGCCAGUUCUGCAGGUCUUCAGUUGCUGUUCCCUGAGCAUAAGGAGUACAUCUAUGUGGUGAAGACCACAGUCUCCACUGGCGUGGCUGAGCGUGCCACCUACUGGACGCUGGAUGGUAGGCUUACCGUCGCCGUCGCAAAUAACUUUACCAGAGCUAGACUUCAGUUGGAGAACUUGAAGGCUUCGGCGUUCAGCAAGAAUGAGCAUACACCCGGACAGUCAAAAGAAGCGGAAAAAUAUUUGACUGAACCGUGGGAAAUUGACUAUAAUGAUAACGAUUUAGUGGAAUCACUUUACGUGGGGUCAGAACCAGUUUGGACCACAAACGUCAAGAGGGCACUAUCAUUGAAUUUCCAGUUGAGCAAGAAAUCUGGAACCUAUGUGGUUGAUGAGCCCUGUCUCCAUCACAGCUGCACUACCAUCUACACAGUCAGCGGGAACAUAGUGAAGAAAUACACGAAUCAGAAGAUUACGUCUUCUGAAACUGAAUUCUUAUGGAGCUCUGUACCAACUAUCACUCAAUUCGCAGGAAGAAAUUAUCCAGAGUCAAUGUCAUCAGCAGAGAGGGUCUAUGAAGUGGAUGAUACUAGAGGACUCAUCAGUUUGGACUUGAAGGGGAGUCUGCAGUACAAGCUGAACAACCACAUCCUAAAUGUUAUUUCUGAACUUUCACUGUACUAUGAAACAUACAGACCAAUACAGGAUACGAAAGAGUUAUCAUUAAACAAAACAUCAAUAAUAUAUGAAAAAAGCGAUUUUAGCCACCCGUCCAACGGAAUUAGGGAUGUAAAAAAAAGUCAAUUGAAGAAUGAAACUUUAGAGAUUCUACUCAAAAUUGCAACAAAAGGUAUAGAUACGGACAAUGUGGUCAGGAAUGCGUCUCUCAUACAUAAUUUGGAUCUAUACAAUCUUUUAAACACUAUAGCCCAAUUGGAUUACGAGCAUUUAGUACUUCUGUUCGAUGAUCUGAUACUAGGCACCAGUUAUGAGCUAGAGACGGCCAGGAAUAUCUUUCUGGAGAUGCUACCCCACGCCAAAUCUAAUGAUUGUGCGAGAUUCAUCAAAUAUCUGGUCACGGAGAUGAAGGAGAAAAUAGAAGAUACAGCAAUAUUAUCACUUAUAAGGAAACUGCCAUUCAAUGUGGCAAUUUACAACCAAGCGCUGCUCGAAGAGUUGGAGGUGUUCACCAAGUUGGGGCUGGACUUUAGCGUCGAGAUCCGGAGAGCGGGGAUCCUAAGCUUCGGUAUUCUGGUACACAAAACCAGAGCGGCCUGGAGUGUCACCCAGGAUUACAUGGAUUACAUCGUGGUCAAAUAUUUCAGGAUGUACAGUGAUUGUCCUCAGUACUUUGACAGACUGAUCUGGCUCCAGGGUUUAUGCAACAUUGGAUUCUCUGCUUUGGAAUACACAAAUGUAAUAUUCGGUGACACAACAAAACAUAAGUAUGAGAGGCUGUGGGCAGCGUUUGGGAGCAGCAAUUCCAUACCAGAAGAACCAUAUGAGAUUCUAAAAACAGCGUUACCGAUAAUAACGAACGAUACAGAGCCCGUACAGCUCAGGAUAGUUGCACUCCAUUUGUUGCUGAGCUCUACAACAAUAAGAGAGAGUGACUUCUUAUUCCUACAUAACUAUAUAAAGAAUUCAACUGAUAACAGAUUGAAGAGUUUCUGGUAUUCGAGCGUGAUAAAUAUGAACAAAAAUAAGUCCUUCGGAGGCUACAGAGUCGCUUCGUACUACGUGCCGUACGUCAUAAAACAAGUGCCAGAGCCCGACUCCGUCUACUGGGCGACACAGAACAUGAUUCUGAGCGAUGAGAGUGGUGCAGCCCUGCAGUUCCUCUCGAUCGGAGACGACACCAUGGUGCCAGGGUUUGUUGGUGCGAAGGUCUCCACUGGUGGUGUCAGGUCGUAUCAGGCUGCUAUAUACGCAAUAGCUCAGGGUGUAUCAACAAAUAUAUAUAAGAGAUUCAAGUACUUUAACGUUGAGAACAUGAUGAUGGAACUCCUCAAACUGAAGCUUCAGGACCUGAACGCGUGGGUGCAAAAACUACCUGAAGAUGUUCACAUUGAUGUAGUGGUUAAAAUUCAAGAUAUGACGGUUUACGCGGCGCAUAUAAACUCUACGCAGUUCGAUGCCUGGAGCGGCCUUGACAUAAUAAUUUCAGCGAUCGAAUUCCUCCGACUGGGCAGUCAUAUCAACCAACAGAUAAUAUAUUUACCUGCACAGAUGGAAGUUCACCUGCCCAGUGUAUUAGGUAUACCUAUCAGACUUAAAUCCUCGAGUACAUCAUUCACUUCAAUCCGCGGCAACCUAACAGCUACAGGAGACAUAAUCAUCAACAAUGAUUUACAUUUGAGAUAUCAAGGUACUACGAUGACUUCGCUCUCCACUGAUGGGUUGCUGCUGCAGUCUGAACAUACGGUUCGAGUUCAGAGUUCGGUGGUUGCAUAUUUGCCCAUGAAUUUCAAUAUGACUACUUCAAAGGAAGGAAUCACAUGGUCCAACGUGGUCGGCCAAAAAGGAGGUAUAGCCAUGCACACAAGAACGCAGAUAUCUAAACAGACAGACAAACAAUUCAACGUGUACACCAUCGACAAUGACGAAGAGGUUGAAACGGAUGCAUUCGCAGACUGUAGCCACGACGCGACGGGAUAUGAAGUAUUGGAUAAUAUGUUGGUACUUAAUAGCGAUAAAUUCGGGAUUUUGACCUCCAUAAAGCAGUCGGUCUUGUUCCUGAAAGGUAUGGUGCAGAGUUCAGCCCCAGCUCCGUCCUCCUGCGGGGUCCUUCUCCCGCCACAGCGUAUAGCAACGGAUGACAAAGUUUUAGAUAUAACAGUGAAAAUCCUAAAUACCACGGACUUUUGGGAUGAUGGGAUGUUGAUAGAUCUGUCAUCACAGUUCAAAUAUUUCAGCAACGAGAACCCCGAAGUAGUAUUGUUUGAUGUGAAAGCUGACCUCAAAAUACGCACCGAAGACGAGAACAAAACUAUUUUGUACACAGUCAAGGGCCAUCAGCCAGAAAUUUCAGAUUUUGCAAUAUGCUACGAGCAGAAGUAUCAUACGUUCAAAAGUCUAGAUCACGAUAUAACAACAGCUCCGCUCCAAUACGAAGGUUAUAUGACGUUGAAGUUAGAUAACAAAUCGGCGUGUUCAGCAAAUCCCGAGCAAAUGUUGAAAAUCGCGUACAAUGGAAGACCCAGACAUGAACCUGAGUCUAACGAGAGAUAUUUGGCAUUUGAAGGUGUUACUAAAAAUAUACCACUCAGUAUAAUGUUGAAUUCACUAAAUCUAGAGAAAGCAAUUCCAUUACUACCCUCGCAGCCUACCAAAGAUGUCAAUGUAGAAUUUUCUGGAGUUCUGAAGGAAAACAACGGCCUGGUGACGCUGACAGUGAACAACGCGUCAGAGAUGAAGUUCAGGUCUCCAGACGUGGGCUGGUACCUGGACAGUUGGAGCGACAAGCAACUGUUUAAGAAACUUGGACUGUAUAAGGAGUGUCGCCUUCAGGAGUCUAUCGUUACAACGUUGGAGGGCACCGUGAUGCGGCUGCCCCCCAUGACCUGCGAACGGAGCGUGGUUCUAGCGGAUUGUUCUAAAAAACCCAGGUUUGCGGUGAUACGACGCUCGCACGGCUCCCUCGCGGUGUACUCCGGGGGGCACUCGGUGGAGGUCCGCCGGGACGGACCCUGGUACGAGUCGGCCACGGUCUACGAUAACCACCGGGCCAAUAAGUUCCACAUCCAGCAGAAUGAAGACACGAUCAAAAUAACUGCAAUCGACGCGGAUAUAGAGGUAUAUGUGAAGUACGGGGAGACGGUGAUCCUGCUGCCCAGCGCGUACAUGUCCUCAGUCUGCGGGGAGUGCACGGGACAUCUUCUGCAACCACCCAAAGUCUGCUAGUCAACCUUCGAAUA
This is a messenger RNA of Achroia grisella, 3965 nucleotides long. RefSeq lists its product as uncharacterized. Bases 1 to 3951 code for a protein of 1316 amino acids. The record is from RefSeq and is a predicted model, not a curated record. The transcript has 28 exons. Gene Ontology annotation, biological process: lipid transport. Gene Ontology annotation, molecular function: lipid carrier activity. Lineage: Eukaryota; Metazoa; Arthropoda; Insecta; Lepidoptera; Pyralidae.